CCAUUGGGAUGGGAGAGAGAGAAGGGCAUAGUGGGUGAAGGAAGUUGUCUGUAAGUGUGGUGUAGUCAGCAUCUUCAUUAGUCGCGUCUGCUACUUCUGUCAGGCCUUCCCGAUGUGUGAAGAGGCUGGCCCCAUGUUUCAGAUUGACUGAGUUUACUUCUAAUGUGAACCAUCUGCGUUUAGGUCUUAUAUAAUCAGAGAUGACUAACUCAUGGCGCAGGCAGAAGUAAUAAUAUCCCACUUCUGACACCAAAAACUUGGACAAGGUAGUCGUCCAUGCUGCCACCAGUUGUUUGAGGGAGGGGAGGAAGGCAGGCUGGGAGGACAGAUACUAUCUCAAGUGUGGAGUGAGGAUUUCCCUAACUAGCUCCAGCAUACCACUGUACUUGGAUAAGUUUCACGUCUGGAUAAUAUCACAAGUGGUCUGCUGUAGUUUAAUGCACAAUUGCACGAGCAGGAAGGAAAAAAACUAUCAAUCGACACACAGAUCCAUACUGGAUUAGGAGUAAUAUUUACAGCUUGCGACUUCUGUGUUUAUAUACAGUCUGGAAGAACCUGCUGAUGAUGUGCUGUGUCAAUUGAACAUUUCUGGUAGGCGGAAUUGUCCUCUGGGGCGCACUGACGUGCAGGAAGACAGAAUCACACAAGUGGGAUAUGUCCUAUCGUAUACUGGGUGAAACUUAAGGAUUGUAUGUAUUGUAUGUAUAACCCUACUUCCUCUCAGAGAAGCGGAGUUGUUUGACAGACAAUAUCUCCGGUCAUGACCAUUGCCGGUGUUACUCAUCGCACUGUUCUGCCCUGAGUCGUGUAUCUACCAUGCUGAUGAGUGGUGCUUGAUAACACGGUUCCUUCAUCCUCACACAGUACUACACCUACACCACAGCAAUGGCUGCCUUCCCGCCGUCUGCUCGUGCUCCUGGCAUUAGACUUGUUUCGGAUAACCCCUUUCUUUCGGGAUUCACUCCAGAGAGGAUGUACUGCAGUCCUGUCAACAUGCCCGCUGACAAGAACUUGGGUUCCUGGCACAGGAUUGCAAGAUGGAGUCGCUUGUGGAGAUUUAUACAUGAAGGGGAAUGCGACACAUGCACAGAGAUAGUGCUCGACCCUGACCUUGAUCCAAGCUCUGACCUUGACCCACGGGUCAAAAAGUUCCUAAUGGACAGGUCAAUACUCAAAGUCCAUCUUCCUAAUGGGGGAUUUAACAUGGUGAAAUAUGGCGAUGCCACAGACAUCAAGGACAUCAUUCGGUUGGUGGUUGGUCGUCUAGCGGCGGGGGACCGUUACUUCUCCAAAUGUUUUGCGGUGAAGCUGGUUCAUACCCAGAGCCGGGAGAACUACUGGCUCCACAACGACCUGACCAUGUAUCAGGUGCGGCAGAAGUACGAGGCCAGGCACUUACCAGAAGAGUGGAGAUAUGAACUCCGAGUGAGGUACUUACCCAAAAAUAUCCCAGAGCUGUAUUCCAAAGACAAAGUGACAUUCUACUACCUCUAUGAUCAGGUUCGGAAUGACUACAUGCGUGAUAUAGCCGAACACAUUGCACAUGAAGUUGCCAUCAGGCUUGGAUGUAUAGAAAUGAGGCGGUUUUUCAAAGACAUGCCUCAAGUAGCUUUAGAUAAAAAGUCCAACUUUGAAUACUUAGAGAAAGAAGUUGGGCUCAAAAGAUUCUUACCUCGAACUGUGAUGGAUUCAAUGAAACCGAAGGCCUUGCGCAAAGUUAUUCAGCAUCACUUCCGCCAGUAUGCUCAGCUGACGGAGUCGGAGUGUGUAUAUAAGUUCUUCGAUACUCUCAUCACCGUCAUUAAGUUCAAUCAGGAACGAUUCAAGUGCGCCUUAGGGUCUGGGUGGAGCAUCUAUGUUGAUAUUGUCAUUGGCCCAGAUGUUGGAAUCAGUUAUCUUACAGAAAAAGCCUCUUCGCCAACCCACAUGGCCGACUUUGCCCAGGUCCAGUCCAUACAGACAGUUGGCAGUGAGGACGGCAAGGGCAUCCUACAGCUGAAGAUAGCUGGUGCUAAUGAACCUCUCAUGAUCACGUGUGCGAUGUUGCAAGAUGCUGAGGAUGUAGCGGACCUGAUUGACGGGUACUGUCGCCUUGUACAUGACAUGAACGACUCUCUCUGGACCAGGAAAGCUACUGAAGAUCUACCUUCAUUUACUAAAAUAGCCUACCUCAGUUGGAACUCAUACGAUUCAGAUGACGAAGGGGAGGCAACUUGUAGUGAAGGCGAGACCAUUCCUAGGACGCCUCGAUCAAGUUUCCAGCGGCCAGGCAUCACUGGAAGGCACGAAGAACCAGUUAGUCCCAAUGAACGGAUAUCCGACUAUGCCGAGAUUGUGGAGGAAGACGGCGACUAUAGCACGCCUGAUGGUGCUCACAACUCGAGAGGUAGCAAGCGAAAGAAAACCCGUGACUAUGAGAUCAUCCGGGACGCCAUCAAGCUGGUGGAGAUCCUGGGAGAAGGACAGUUCGGAGAUGUGUACAAGGGAAACUAUAUUGACAGGGAAGGAAGCCAGGUGCCGGUGGCUGUCAAGACUUGUAAGGAGGACAACGAGGAAGCCAUGACAGAGAAGUUCCUAGAGGAAGCCUACAUCAUGCAGCAGUUUGACCAUCCCCACAUCGUGAAGCUGAUCGGCAUCUGUUCCGAGUCCCGGCCGGUGUGGAUUGUCAUGGAGCUGGCAAGGCAUGGAGAGAUGCGAGCUUACCUCCAGAACAACAAGCCUCGUCUCGACCUGGUGAGCCUCAUCAUGUAUGCCUACCAGCUCUCAACAGCACUUUCCUAUCUGGAGAGCAAGAAGUUCGUUCACAGAGACAUCGCGGCCAGGAACGUGUUGGUGUCAGGGCAUGACUGUGUCAAGCUGGGAGAUUUUGGUCUUUCAAGAUGGGUAGAGGAACAAAGUUAUUAUAAAGCUUCCAAAGGUAAACUUCCAAUCAAGUGGAUGGCUCCUGAAUCCAUAAACUUCCGCAGGUUCACGACAGCCAGUGAUGUGUGGAUGUUUGGUGUGUGUAUCUGGGAGAUCCUCAUGUAUGGUGUGAAGCCCUUCCAGGGAGUGAAGAACAACGAUGUGAUCGGGAAGAUUGAGGCGGGGGAACGACUGCCCCUCCCGGCUGGAUGUCCUCCCUCACUCUACAACCUCAUGUGUGUCUGCUGGCAGUACGAACCUUCCAAACGUCCGUCCUUCGCCGACCUCAAGACAUGGUUGUAUGAGAUCCUUGAGGAGGAGAGGAACAGACAGGAGCAGGAGAUGCACCGGGACAACAGGAGGGUCCAGGCAAUAUCAUGGGUUUCCAAUGGUUCAGAUGAUGAGCCACCCCCACCUAAGCCUGCCCGGCCACUCUACCCGGGCUCCACUUCCAACCUCAGCUUCAAUUCCAGUGUGUCGUCCCUCCCUCACCAAUGGAACUCGACCUCCAACCUCCCGAAGGGCCACAGCACCCCAGCAGCAGGGCCUUCCCCCGACAUGGCAGCCAUCAAAUCAAUGGGACGGCCGGACCCAGGCUCACCCCAUGUGAACACCUUACAUGGAUACUUCCCAUCUUCCACAGGGUACAUGCAGGUGUCUGCUCCUGGUACUACCAACUUCACCACAGGUUUCACCCCCAAGGCACAAAUGGAUCCUUCCUACCCACCCUACCCCAGUCACAACCACAAUCAACACUCCCAGGACCUCAUCUCUUCAGGGCAUUACCAGGCCCCCUCCCCCCGAGACUCCCUCGUCCUGGGGAGGAUCUCCCCACCCCCCACACCCAGAACACAAGAGCUGGAUGAAGAGGAGAUAGCGUAUCGCCUGCGUCAGCAGCAACGGGAGUCGGAGGAAGAUGCCAGGUGGCUGAGGACCGAGGAGAAGAACUUGCGGAGAGAGAAGUGGGCAGUCCAUAAAGUCCGUCUUGACGAUGACAGCGACAGCACAAAGGAGAACUCUCCACCUCUUCCACCGCCACUUAACAAGCCAGCACCAAGACUAGCCAGCCAGGCCUCCAGUGGGAGCAGAAGCAGCAGCACCAGUGACUCCACGGAUCUGGGAGGUCCAGUUGGGCAGAAGAUGGCGUCCAACCUUGACCGUACAAAUGAUUCCGUGUACCAGAGCACCACCAACGUGGUGCGGUCAGUAAUGGCCAUGACCAAGGCUGCACCACAGGUCAAGUCGGAGGAUUAUGUAGAUUUAGUAAAGACUGUCGGCCUGCAGCUUCGUAGCCUCCUCGCUAGUGUAGAUGAAACACUCCCCCAUCUUCCCCAAGACAACCACAGAGAGAUUUCUAUGGCCCAGAAAGUGCUAAGUACAGAUAUGGCAUCCCUCAUCAGUGCAAUGAAGCUAGCCCAGGAAUAUAGUGCUACGACCUUGGACUCGGACUAUCGAAAGGGCAUGCUUAAAGCUGCUCACUGCCUAGCCAUGGACUCGAAAAAUCUUUUAGAUGUUGUGGAUACAGCAAAAAUGAAAGGCAGAAUGGAAGGCAUUAGCUGAUUUUCUUGGAGACAAUAGUGAUUGGAUUAAGCUCCCUUUGAAACCAAAAUGGCAGCAAACUGUUUAUCUGUUGCUAUGGAGAUAAAGCGCAUGUUGUCAUAGCAACAUAUGGGCAGUUUGAGUUGAGUUUUCUUCUGGAUGGUGCAUGUUUUCAACGAGAAGGAAUAGCUGUUAAUUACAUUAAUCUUCAGACAGAAUAUUCACCAUGCUUCACGUCAAGACUACAUUCUGUCGCUAAGCUGAAAGCUGAUGGAUCAAUUCUGCGCCCAGUCAGUGUUAUUGAAUUGGUUCGUAUUUGUGAAAAACAGCUGCAUCUCUUGAAAAAUCUUAACUGGCAGAAUUGUUAAGAAUUAUACAUGUGUAUCCCCUUAAAACAUACAUAGUGUUUUGAAGGCAUUGAACAUGUGCAUGAAACACCCUAGGACUGUUUGGUUGUUAUGACAUGUAAGUAUAGUACAGUUAUAUAUGUGUUUAAUUACGUAGCUACAGUUCUAUCAGUUUAUCGCUGCUGUUGGUGAUGUUUCCAAAGAGUUUGUUGAAGUUUGAUGUUUAAAAACAGUUGACUGUUACAAACCGAUGCCGAUAUAUCAUUCAGAAAAAGGCGGAAUGUUUGGUUCUGAAGUAGGUAAAACCAGAAAAGGUUUGGGUUUUAAGACGUAGGUAAAGUUUAGAGAAGUAGUUUGUGUUUGCAGGUUGAAUCCAGUCUUGUGCCAUUUAGAAAGUAGGUAUUGUUCAGGGUCACAGUUUAACAGAUCAUGUUAUGAAAGAUCUCUUUUGAAAUUAUUGUGAAUGUAUUCAAAAUGUCCAUCAUCAUAUUCAUCAAUUAGUUCAUACUUCGUUUCCAAGAACAAAUGUGACAUCAUUUGUGUCCAGGGUUAAAUUUUGUACUUACUUUCAACUUGCACAAAAAUGUGUAAGAUGUCCAAAAGCAUGAUCUCAGUGUUAUAGAAUUCAUCAGUGAUGGGUAAUCCACACAAGUUAUUAAGGACGAGGUGACAAUGAAGGAGGAUGAAUGAAUAAGGCUUAAAAAAAUAAAAGAAUUGGUUCUCAGGCAAUGGUUUUUUAAAAUAUAGUGCGGGUGGGCGGUGUCUUUUUUUUUUUUUUGGUUGUUCAAACUAGUAUGUAACCAAUAAACAGUUAUGUAAUCAAUAAACAAUUGUGUACAAUCAACCUGGGAAAGGGCCUCCCUAUAUAAAUGUAUUCCUUGAUGAGUAAAAUACUGGAAUACAGUAUUUGACUACCGUUGGACAUGGAAUAUUUAAGGAUUUUUUGUGUUUUUCUUAAAAAUGGAAAUAAAAAUGAAACAUGCGGCGAACUUUAUGAUGAUGCGGGCGGUGCCUGAGAACCAAGACUUCUUUUCUUUUUUUUUAGCCUAAAAGUCUUAGUGUAAUCAACCUUUUACAUAAAGCAGUAACAAAAUGUUAUUUUAGUUUCAAAGAAAAUACACUUUAAACAACAAAUUGUGGUUAAGAAUAUGGUACCUACCUACUCCUCGAUAAUCAUGUCUGUCAUUGAUGUCAAUAUCUGCAAUACCAUAGCUGCUUAUAUGAUAUGAAAUAAAAACAGUUUAGCAUUGGUGGCCCUUGCGUAACAAGAGCUGCAAUUCGCUGUGCAGAGUUGUGUCCCUUGGGCAUGCUGGAAACUAUGAUCCUGGGUUUGAAUCCAGGUUUGCCUGAUUAUGUUUAUGUGUUUGUCAGUACCAUACCCGUGCUCGUGGGUUUGACCAAAGUGGUAAACAUCUCAGACAUGCGUCACAGGGGUCUUUCCUCCCACUUUAAGCUGACGCGCCGUAAUAUAACGCGAAUACUGUUCAAAGCAGCAUUAAACACAACUCACUGAGGCAGUUGCUACAAUAAAUCCAAGUGGACCGGAACUAUUAUUUAUACAAAGUUAUGAUGGACAUCUUUAUUGAAAUGUUUUUGUUGACUUCUGAUUUUUGAACUUCUUUCCAAGGUAGUUUAACAUUUGAAUACAUAUGAGUACAUAUACCCGCUGGAACAAACUAUACGUAUUCCGAGUUCGAAGUUAGGAGGGACAGCUGGGAAGAUGAUACUUGUCACUUGCUGACGCUUACAAAUAGUUUUUGGAACAUGGUUUAUUCUUUUGUGUACAAGAAUACAUGUUGCCAAGUUGUAACAUCAUGUUGGAAAAAUUGUAUUUGACACCACUCUUUGACCACAAUGAGUAUGGUCUAGCCAUUGUAUUGGAGUAUCCUACUUAGAGAUUGGGUGAAGAUGUCAAACUUUUAUUUACAGAUCUUAUGUUUUUUUCAGAAAUUUCAUUAAGGUUAAUUUUGACCCUACUGGAAUUAUUUGUUCUAAAAAUCAUUUAUGAAACUUCUUAAAAGAAAGUAAAUGAAAUUCACAGUAUGGGAAUUGUCUUAUCUUGGAAGCAGUUGGUAGUUGUGUCUGAAUCAAAUCAAGAUGAAUCAAUAUUGGGGUUUGUGGAGAGGGUGGAAUGGUAAGCUGAAUGUAACACAUUCGCUAUGUUUUUGUAGAUUUAUUUCUCAUAGUAUGAGAAUCGUGAUGCAUGGAUUUGCAGUUCUCAGGAAGAGGUGUCAAAACAUAUCUGAAUGUUCAGUUUCCAACUAGAUUAUGCUGAAGCAUCUGUGCAAAUAAUUUGGAAAAGAUGCAUCUAUAUAAAUCAGUAUUCAAAAUGGUUGAGAUAACUUCAAAUCAAACACCUUUGUAGCUUGAAGGUCAUGGUCAAAUGUCAAAGCCUGUUCAACUAGACAACAAUCUCUUAAUUGAAUACACGAUUAUAAGAAUGAUUCAUAAAAAUAGCAAUGUCCUUAUUUAUAUACCUGUAACAGAUAAAUAUCUGUGACAUAAGGGUACUACUCAACUUUUGAUAAGGAUAUUCAGGGAGAGUCGAUGUGGGUGACUGACGGCUGGGAUAUGUUGUCAUACAAACGGUAUUCAAUUUUGUCAUGGAACAGAAGCCAUGUCCCAGGGAUCCGGAAACCGGUCUGUGCGCCGGACUUGUCCGAUUGUGACUGCAAUAUGUCAUUGCAUAUCUCAGCAUUAUUUCAAGUUGUUUCAACAGUUCAAUAAGUUGGUCACAUUUUACGUAACACUUGGGAAUAUCUCUAUAUCCCUAUCAAAUGUUGAGAGGUAUGUGUGAACAAUCUGUGUCUAGCAACUAUACAGUAGGACAAGUAUGUUUCCGAGACACGGUCGUGUUGACCACCUUUGCAAAUAUACUUGUCAACUUGUGUCAACUUGAAAUGAGAGACUUCUGACUAUGACUUCCGUAGUAAGCAAAUCCUACCCGCGUCUACUAAUGUAAAGUAUUGUUUGUGUACAUCUCCUUAUUUUAAUGUAUUACAUAUUGUUAAUAUAUUGUAUGUUUUGUAUAUUUUGUUUAAGUUCUAUAAUUAUUUUAAGAAGUUGAUAGCUAACAUAACCCUCCUGUACAUGUACUGUCCCCUCAACAAGGAGGAUUCUGGGAAAAAUUUGAGGACACCCAAGUCGUAAUCCAGUUGAAAUGAUAGAAACAGUUUCUGUUUUGUACUUGGAUCUAGUGGAAGAUUUCAAAAGGACAUGCAUUUGACCUAUGGUGUUGUUUGGAUGUUACUACACAUACAGGAACUAGUUACACAGUAGCGAAGUAAGGAAAAAUAAACAAACUACUUUGCCGAAGUCGAAGUAGACACAAUUUAUGGAUAACAAGUUCUAUAAUAUUCUAUUAUGGCAUCAUUUUGGUGUAAACUCUUAUACCAUUGUUUAGCAAGACUCCGCAAGAAAACUUGUGAAUAAAAGAUAUGCAUGUCUUGGUUGAUAUUACAAUGAUAACGCUUUAAGGUUCAUUGGGAAAUGUUGCUAAUAAUAUAUUAAAGGACUUAUCCAUAAGUUGUCACCCGUCAUCUGUCAACUUCUAAGAAAUGCCAGGGGCGGUCGGGUAGCCUAGUGGUUAAAGCGUUCGCUCGUCACGCCGAAGACCCAGGUUCGAUUCCCGACAUGGGUACAAUGUGUGAAGCCCAUUUCUGGUGUCCCCCGCCGUUAUAUUGCUGAAAUAUUGCUAAAAGCGGCGUAAAAUCAUACUCACUCACUCACUAAGAAAUGCCUAUCUAGCAAUUUACCCAAAGUAUUGUGUGUAUUUGUCAGUUAGGACAAAGAGGAGUCUUGUUUGUGGUUUCUAGACUUGAGAUAAAUUGAUGCGAUGAAAAAUAAAUGUGCCCUUGACACAUACUGUAAUAAAAUACCCAGAAUAAUAACAGGAUACUCGUGGAUAAAAGUGAUGUAUGUGGAAAUGACAAAGUUAGUGAUGGCCUAAAAAGAAAAAUAUAUUUAGUGAGCUGAUUGCCAAAUUACUUUCUUCAAACAUAUUCUGAUGUCAUAUAAAGUAUUCCUCUGUAGCCAUGGAGGUAGAAAGGGGAAAUAGCUUUGGCUUGUUUUAACUAUUAAAUAUCAAUAGUUUCAAUAUCAGAAAUUUGGAAAGAAUUAUAAAUAAGAAAUCAUAGGGAAGAUACAAGAAUUGUAUGUCUAUAUCAGCAUUUUUCCAACUGCUGAUUUUUUGUUAACAUUUUGUCAAGGUUGAAACUGUAGAUUUGCAUGAUGACUGUAGGUAAGGUUUUGGAUGGUGUGUAAGAAUGAUUAUGUUUAGACAUAGGAGAUUGAUUAACACAGACAAUGAAUGCUUUGAUGGUUGUGAACAGAGUAGAUACUCAUACGGAAGAAUGCUCAGUUCCAUAUUUUUUAAAAGGACAUAUUUUGCUAAAGAUUGCUAUAACGGAUUGAGAAAUUACCACAUACAGUUUCAACUGGGUAAUCAAGAUAUACCUUAGCUUUAUCAAUGUCAUGCUUAUUGAUAUUUGUUAUUGAAGUUCUGAAAUGUCUUGAAAUUUUACAUUUUCUACACUAUUUAUACAAACAAUGUUAAGACUGUCAGUUCAUUGUCAUGUAUAUUACAAAUCUGUUUGGAAGAUGAUGUUGAUUUCUCUGAUAAUAUGGCAUUUGAAAAAUAUAGCUUGAGUCUGUUGAUAGGAUGGUGCUGAUAUAUGUACUCUAAUGCAUUUAUCUCUUAUAGGGUUAACUAUGCUGAAAUGCUUAAUGGCCGAUCAUGGGGACCAUCUCAAGAUAAUAAAUGAAACAAUAAAUUAUAUAUGUCAAAGUAACAUUUCUUGUUUGCAUUGUCAUUUUAUAACAUAUCAAAGUAUUUAUGAACGAUACAUCAAGCUUUAGAACAUGUUGAUAUUUGGGUUUGAUUUCAAAUGUUUUGAGAUGGUCCUUGUAUCUCUUUGUCUUCUAUUCCUCAUUGAUCCUUUCUCUGCCAACUCUUUCCUAAUGUACAACUCAGUCCUUCUUGACAUUGUACAUACUCAUUAUAGAUAUUUUCAUAUUGUUUUCAUCCCAGCUUUCAACUUGUCAUGUAUUGUAAAUAAGCCAAAGCCAAUAAAAUAUUACAAGAUG
Messenger RNA from Haliotis rufescens (red abalone), 9872 nucleotides. Its product is annotated as focal adhesion kinase 1-like. NCBI's taxonomy places the organism in Eukaryota, Metazoa, Mollusca, Gastropoda, Lepetellida, Haliotidae. The record is from RefSeq and is a predicted model, not a curated record. Gene Ontology annotation, cellular component: cytoskeleton; focal adhesion. Gene Ontology annotation, biological process: signal complex assembly; protein phosphorylation. Bases 886 to 4461 code for a protein of 1191 amino acids. Gene Ontology annotation, molecular function: protein tyrosine kinase activity; ATP binding. The transcript is spliced from 30 exons.